Photinus pyralis (common eastern firefly) is the source of this 1842-nucleotide messenger RNA. RefSeq lists its product as uncharacterized. Lineage: Eukaryota; Metazoa; Arthropoda; Insecta; Coleoptera; Lampyridae. The coding region runs from base 81 to 1739 and encodes 552 amino acids. Gene Ontology annotation, cellular component: nucleus. Gene Ontology annotation, molecular function: DNA binding. The record is from RefSeq and is a predicted model, not a curated record. The transcript is spliced from 2 exons.
GGCUUGAUUAGCGUUCGUGUGUGUCUCUGUGCCAUACUUUAAGAAAGAGAGCUUUUUUUAAAAUAUACAGUUUAAUAAAGAUGGUAGGGAAUUACCAGAGAAAAAGUGACCGUCAAAAGUGGAGUGAAGAAGAUAUGCGGGCAGCCAUAAAAGCCAUCCAAGAAAAUCGAAUGGGUUGGCUGCGCGCUUCAAAAACUUUUAACGUGCCUUUUGGAACACUAAGAAGGCGAGCCAAUCAAGUGAAUCAAUUUGCUACUGGUUUUACAAAAGGAUAUAUGGGUGGCAAGAAAAACACGUUCUCAAAGCAACAGGAACAGGAAUUAACGGAGCAUGUAAAAAAUUUAGAAAAUAGGUUUUUUGGGGUAACAACAACGGAGCUUCGUAAGCUUGCGUACCAAUGGGCUGAGAAGAAUAAAAUUCCCCACACAUUUAACCACGAGAAGGAAGAAGCUGGAUGGGAUUGGUUAAAGGGUUUUCUAACCCGAAAUCCGACAUUGUCCCUUAGAACCCCCGAGUCCACGUCAGCAGCAAGGGCGCGUGCCUUUAACAAACCGCAAAUAAAAAAAUACUUCGAUUUGCUAGCCCAAUCUAUGGAAGACAUAAAGUUUGACUGCACAAAAAUAUUCAAUAUGGAUGAAAGUGGUCUCUCUACUGUACCUUCAAAGAAUUCGAAGAUUAUCGCCUGUAAAGGUAAAAAACAAGUUGGUGUUCUAACCAGCGCCGAACGUGGUCAGCACCUUACAGUAGUUUGCAGUUUCAGUGCUGCAGGAGUCUAUGUCCCACCAGCAUUCAUUUUCCCUCGAAAAAAUAUGAAGAAGGAAUUAAUGGACAACGCUCCCGCUGGUGCGGUAGCAUUUACUCAAGAACAUGGCUGGAUGGACAAGAAUGUAUUUGUCAAAUGGUUAAACCACUUUGUUAAGCACGUUAAACCCACAAAAGAAGAUAAGGUCCUGUUAAUGUUGGAUGGUCACAUAAGCCAUAAAAGCCUGGAGGCUCAAGAGUAUGCCAAAGCCAAUGGAAUUAUUCUUUUUUGCUUUCCGCCCCACUGUACCCAUCGGGUACAGCCUCUGGAUGUGGUUUUUUUUGGACCUCUCUCCACUUACUAUAAUCAAGAAUUAAAUUUAUGGCUAAAAACCCAUCCAGGAAGAACAGUCACGCACUACCAGGUGGCUGAACUUUUCAAAAAUGCUUACCAGAAGGCAGCGACACUCUCUAAUGCUGAAAAUGGUUUUUCCACCACAGGAAUAUAUCCAUUCCAACCAGACAUUUUCCCAGACUGGAUGUUUGCGCCAGCGGAAGCCACAGAUGUAGAACAAGAAAAUGUAGGACUUCCUGAAAGUAAUUUUGCUAACAAGGAACCCGAAGCUUUACUGGCUGAUGCUACACAAAAAGAUAUCUCAUUGGAAAAUACAGGGCCCUCCACAUCUAUUCAAAAGCCUUUAUCUUCUUGCUGUUCUGUUGCCAUAACAGAUAUAUCUCCACUUCCAAAAGCCACCUCUUUACACCGUAAAAAGCGUUCUGGAAAGACAGGAAAAAGUGGGGUAGCUUUAAAAGAAAUAGUGGCACAGAAAGAAGAGGCACAACGAAGAAAGUCUGCUCGCAAGACAAAGAGAGUUUUAAAUCUACAUGAGUAUAAAGAAAUUCAAAAAGACGCGCAGGAGGAGGAGGAGUUUCCAGUUGAAGAUACUGAUGAUGAAGACGACGCCGUCUGUAUUUAUUGCAACGAGCUUUAUUCGUAGUCAAGGCGUAACGAAUGGUGGUUGAAAUGCCAAUCUUGUGCAAAAUGGGCUCACUGUGAAUGUGCCGGACUUGCAAGAAAUUCUAAAACUUUUAUUUGUGAAC